This is a messenger RNA of Armigeres subalbatus, 1640 nucleotides long. RefSeq lists its product as uncharacterized. Lineage: Eukaryota; Metazoa; Arthropoda; Insecta; Diptera; Culicidae. The record is from RefSeq and is a predicted model, not a curated record. The coding region runs from base 159 to 1460 and encodes 433 amino acids. The transcript is spliced from 3 exons.
ACAGGACAUCAAGCGAGCACUAAAGCCUCGACUCGAAGGCGCAAAAAUUCCAAACAGGAACAGCCACAACAGGAACAAUCUGAUUUCUAUUUUUGUGAAAAGUAAACGAUUGAUAAAACUCAUAAAACUAGAAUCGGGUUCGAUUUAAUCGAUUCACUAUGCAUCAGUUAACUGCUAUACCCAAGUUGGAAUCGGAAACUAUCAAGAUCUUCAUUGAGCAAAAUGGUUUUGUUACCGGCAAUAGCGACGAUACCUCUAACGGCACUCGAAGGACACGAUCUGCGUUGAAAAAAGUGAUUGAUAACAUCAUCGUUGAAGACUUGAAGAUUUUGACUCAUACUAAAACGAUCAGCAUUCAGGGAUGCUUGAAGGAAGUCGCUGCUGCAAGCGUGAAAUCGAAGAAAAAAAAAGUUGAAGAAACGAAAACUAUUCUGGAGGUGCAUACGAUUAGGGCAGAGUUCCACGAAGUGAUUGGAGAGCUAACUGCGGUGCAGUGCGUUGAUUGCGACAAGACCAAAGCAAAGUGCAGUAAAAUAUACUCCUACCUGAUAUGGUUACAACAGAAACAGCAGAAAGUUAUCCAAGAAAUUGAGAACACGGAUGAAAACGAAUCUAAGAAAAUUAAACGUGAACGCAAUAGUAACGGAGUACUUCAGCCGGUAAAUUUCGGUACCAAGCCACCCAAAAUAGAACUACCGUCGUUGCCUAAACUGAAGAAAGAGGCCAUGGCACCCGUCUGUCCAAUGGAAAUGGAAUCGGCACUGAAAUUGUCACUGUUCAAUCUGAUCCGCGAGUAUUCGGGUAACGAUCCGCAUGAGUUCCUUCAGUUUUGCGGACAGCGAAUGAUGGAGGAAAAUUGCGGUAAGGCUCAGAUUCUUACCGUGGAACAGGCCGAUACCGACUUGUGGCAUGAGCUGCGUAAAGGCAGAGUUACAGCAUCGCGAAUGCAUGAAGCUUCUCGUUGCACAAUGCUGAACGGAUCUCUAACCAGCAAAAUAAUGGGCAUUAGCUCCGGAUUCUCAUUUGCCAUGAAACGAGGUACCGAUCUGGAAGGACAUGUUUUUGCCGUACUCCAAAAGGAGUACCCUUCCCUGAGAAACACCGGUUUGGUGCUAGAUCCGGAGUUCCCCUGGAUGGGAGCCUCGCCGGACGGAUUAGCUGACGAUUUCGUGUUGGAAAUCAAGUGCCCUUACACGCCGAACACGUACGCAUGCUACAUCGACGUGAACAAGUUGUCCAAGAAGUACUUCGCACAGAUUCAGCUCCAGAUGCACAUGACUCGCAAGACGAAGGCACUGCUCGGUGUAGCGGCGCUUGAUUUUGAGAAGACGCGGAACGUGACCAAGGUAUGGAUCGAUUACGACAAGGAGUACGUGGACAAGGUCAUGGAGGACUCUUUCGAGUUUUGGCAGAAGGGUGUCUUCCCAGCGCUGCUGAGGAAGCGCAAAUCCAAGAAGUGAACUAGUUGGAAAACGUUAUAUAUUUCAUCGUAUUCUAUUUGUGUACUGAAUUCGUUUAUUUUAAGUUUUUUUAUUCAUUGAUUACGAUAAGUUGAAUGUACCAUUAAUUGAAUUGUUAGCUUUCGUUUUUUUACGAUACGGACUGAAAUCAUCAAUAAAGAAAGUAUGAUUACAAAAAUA